AUGGCGUUCAACAACCCCCCCUUUGCGCCGACGAUCCCCGUGUCGCCGUUCGUGCCGCACAUCCCGCAGAGCCGGAUCGACGACCUCAAGGCGCGGCUGGCGGCCGAGGCGCCGCGCUCGACGACGUACGACAACUCGACUGGACCGGGACACCUGGGCGCGCGCCGCAGGUACCUCGACGACGCGAUCGCCAAGUGGCGCGACAGCUUCCGCUGGCGCGAUGUCGAGGAGGAGAUUGCCCAGUUCCCAGGCUACAUGGCGACGGUGCACCACCGGAACCACACGUACCGCGUGCACUACCUCGCGCUGUGGAGCGAGAAGCCGGACGCGGUCCCCAUCGUCUUCUGCCACGGCUGGCCGGGCUCGGUGCUCGAGUUUGUCCCGAUGCUCAAGCUCCUCAAGGAAAAGUACACGCCCAAGACGCUGCCGUACCACAUUGUCGUUCCCGCGCUCAUCGGCUACGGGUUCUCGUCCCCGCCUCCCCUCGACUUCCCCUUCACGUCGCUCGACAAUGCGGGCGUGUUUGACGCCAUGAUGCGCGGGCUUGGCUUCGGCCGCGAGAACGGCAAGGGCGUCGGAUACAUUGUGCAGGGCGGCGAUGUCGGCUCGUACGUCGCGCGCAACAGCUCGCGCUUUGAGAGCGUGCUCGGCGUGCACGUCAACUUCUUCCCGCUCCUCGGGUCGUCGUCCAAGCUCGACACCAAGGGGCUCGACGAGCUCGACCAGCGCGCGAUGAAGCGCGCGGUGCAGUGGGAGCGCUGGGGACAGGGCUACUUCUGGGAGCACGCCACCAAGCCCGCAACCAUUGGCGCCGUGCUCGAGAGCUCGCCCGUCGCGCUGCUCGCGUGGAUCGGCGAGAAGCUCAACGACUCGGGCAUCCCCGACAGCCUCAACUGGACGCUCGCCGAGGUGUCGCUCUACUGGUUCACCAACUCGGCCGCCACCUGCCUGUGGCAGUACAAGGCUGGCGCCGGCAAAGACCUCGACCCGAACGCGCAGCCGCCCAAGCGCAUCGACAAGCCGUUUGGCUACUCGCAGUUCAUGGCCGAGAUCUUCCCCACCCCGAUCGAGUGGAUCAAGUCGCGCACCAACCUCGUGUUUGCGCGCCGCCACGCCGAAGGCGGCCACUUUGCCGCGCUCGAGAAGCCCGCCCUGCUGUGGGGCGACGUGAGCGAGUUUGCCGGUAUUGUGCUGCAGCAAAAGGCCAAGCUGUAG
Molecule: messenger RNA, 1215 nt
Organism: Vanrija pseudolonga
Lineage: Eukaryota; Fungi; Basidiomycota; Tremellomycetes; Trichosporonales; Trichosporonaceae
Gene: epoA
Product: Putative epoxide hydrolase
Exons: 1
Coding region: 1-1215 (404 amino acids)
Biological process (GO): epoxide metabolic process
Molecular function (GO): epoxide hydrolase activity
Source: RefSeq, a predicted model, not a curated record